GUUAUCUGUUUAAUCAACUGCUUAAUUUUAUCAAUUAGCAGCUGAGCAGUAAUGAAAACAUGAAGACCCUCUUGCUCGUUAUGACCGGGGAAGCAGCCUCCUGGUCUAAAAUAGAAUGUAAAAGUGAUCACAAAAUCUGAAGCAACACAAGAAAGGCUGCAAAAUACAGGUAAUAUGUGCUAUCUAAACCUUGAGCAGUGAGGAUGGGUCUUAUCAUGCCAAGUAACCUGUGAUGCCUGUCAGCUGUUGGUAAUGAUUGGGUCGCUGUGAUAAUACAGCUUCAGAGUGAAAGACUGUGUGGGUCAUGUACCUGUCACAUGAAACUACCUGAGCAUGACAACACUGGCCCUGGCAUUCUGGGGUCUGUCAUCUAGUACACAUUUUAACAGCCAUAAAACAAAAGCCUGAUCUCCAACCUGCUGAUGAAUGUCUUUGUGUGUUCAGAGUGACAGAAAGAUGGCCUUAGCCUGGUAUAGUUAUGUUUUCUGAAAGAGAAAAUUAAAAGAAUACAUUUGUAUUUACAAGUCCCAGCAUCACCUCCACCUGUCUGGAUGCCAGAAGACCAACAUGCACAUGAAUUACUUUAAUUUCUGUAUGCAGGCAGGCUGUAAUUCAAAAUACUGGAGUCUUUAACCAUCCUAAAAUUAAAGAGAAAAGAGAAGUGACAGCACCCUGUUGUCUGCAUUAUAAAUGUUUCACUUUCAGGUUUGAGCUCUGUUAGCAAUCGAGACUGAGUGUGGUGUUAACACUUAAUACUCUAGAGCAGAAUUGUCCUCAGCUGGCUAAUAUCAGCCUUCGUAAAUGAAACCUAAAUUAAGUCAUAGAGUCAGUAAUGUAAGCUUGUUUAACGCUCUAAAUAUUUUAAGGGGGAAAUGAGCAUAGAGAAGUCGGAUGACCCAAUAAGCAAAAGUAAAUUUAAUAGAAAUCAAAGGUGAUCCGCAUUCAUGCGCUGCCCCCAUACUUAAGCCUAUCAUACAAUUAUAUAAAUGCAUCCAUGUUAAAUGUAUCAGUCCCUAUCAAAUUCAACCUAACAAAAACGUAAGUUACGCUUCAAAUAGAAUGUAGUUUAUUUUGGUAAUUUCAGGUUAUAAACCCCCAUAAUACUCCAAUGGGUAUUUGGUUCUGUGAUAAGCUAUAUACCCGAGUGCUGUUAACAUUUAAACGACUGGCUAUAUUGGAAAUGUAUAGGCUAUAAAAGGAGAGCCGAGAUCGUUUUAUUAUUUCUUCUUUGCGUCCGUUAUUUCUCAAGUAGUACCAGGAAAUUGACUGUGUUCAUCUGAAAAUCGUUAACCAAUAGUGGUGCGGUCUCUCCCCCGUGUGGAAAGAAAUGGGAACGUGGAGGCUCCGCUAUCGUUAGGCUUUCCCUUGCAGCGCAUUAUGUGCACGAGACUUCUAAAACUUGUCUUCAAAAUGCAAAAGUCUCUAUAGUGUCGUCCCAUGUGAAUAAUUGGUACAUGCUUUAUCGCUAUACUCACAGCCUGCCAAUUCGCAUUGAUUGUGUUAUGACAAGAAUACGUCAAUAUGUAGCCUACGAUAGCGUCAGCAAUGAAAAUGUGGAUUUAUCUACACCAAGGCUAGAGAAUUGAAGAAUUGAAGCAGAAAAGUCGCGUAGCCAGUAAACUGUCAGUAUUGUCACUCUUGAGCUGCUCCGUCACGAAACCUGCAUCUUCUGAAAGAGCGGAGCGUGCCGGUGACUCAGAUGGGGACGCCGCCUGUGGUUCCAGGCGUAAGACUCAGUUUUCCAGCCAGCAUCUGAACAGACAACAAACAAGAGCAGGAGUCCCUACAGAUGGAGCUGUAAGAAUCGUCCGCAAUCAUUCUGGAGAAGAGUAGCCUACUUACUGCUCGCGCUGCCUGUGGGAAAGGAAAGCAUCCUGGACUUUUUUAAACAAUUGCGCAGAUAGAGACGAGACGGGACUGAAGGAUAUACUUUGAAUACUUCUUAAAUUCUGGAUUUACAAACACGUGAGGGACAAACUGGACAUCUGCACGAAGGUAUCUGGAAGAAUCUAACGGGCUUCAAAAGCAGGUCAACAGGGAAGGAAGGAAAACACACGUACCAGAAGGACAGCGCACAACUAAAGAGUCACAAGGGGAGCACAACGCUGUGAAUUCUCAAGGCACCCCGCUGUCAGGCCGCAUUUCAGGUCAAAGAUGACACUAUUAAGUAUAAAACACUUCCUGUGGAUAUUUUAUGUGUGCUGUGCAGUUGCUGAACAUGAGCCCAUCUGGCAGAUGAAGGUGGAGAAGAGUCCCCCGGUCAGCGGCUCUCUUGCAGGAAAAGCGGUGCUGACCUGCCACUUCUCGACCGUGCCGACCGCGGUCCCCACCCUCAGCUCCACCUCGGCCGAAACCACCACCACUGCCAGCCCCGCCCCCACCACCACCUCGGCAGACCACCUCCGCAUCAAGUGGACCAAGUUGGAGGAUGACAUUGAGAUCACGGUGCUGGUGGCCCAGAAUGGGGUGAUCAAGAUCGGGUCGGCCUACCAGGGCAGGGUGUCUGUGCCCAGCCAUCCGGAGGAUGUGGGCGAUGCCUCUCUCACCAUGGUCAGGCUCCGGGCUAGCGACGCAGGGCUAUACCGCUGUGAGGUCAUGUACGGCAUCGAGGACACCCAGGAUACCGUCUCUCUGGAUGUCACUGGUGUCGUUUUUCAUUACCGGGCUCGCAGCAGUCGAUACACGCUGGACUUCAGCGAAGCCGUUAAAGCCUGUCGCCAGAUCGGGGCCUCCAUCGCCACAGCGGGCCAGCUGAGGUCUGCUUUUGAGGACGGGUUCGACCAGUGCGAUGCUGGCUGGGUUGCGGACCAGACUGUUAGAUACCCUAUCACGAGGCCCAGAGCUGGUUGCCAUGGAGACCAAUACGGAAGGCCUGGCGUCAGAACGUAUGGACUCCGAGACCCCAGCGAGAAAUACGAUGUGUACUGUUAUGUGGACAAACUGCAUGGUGAGGUUUACUUCUCAGCCUCUAAGAUGACCUUGGAGGAGGCCAGGCAGGACUGUGAGAACAGGGGGUACGUGCUGGCUUCCCCCGGCCACCUCCAUGCAGCCUGGAGGAAGGGCCUGGACCGCUGCGACUACGGCUGGCUCUCAGACGGCAGCGCCCGCUACCCCGUCUCUGUGCCCCGGACCCAGUGCGGCGGGGGGCUGCUGGGAGUCAGGACCCUCUACCGGUACCAGAACCAGACCGGCUUUCCCCAGCCCACCGAGAAGUUUGGGGCCUUCUGUUUCAACGGUCAAGACCCUGUCACCCCAGAACCAGUUACCACGGUGUCUCCCAAGUUGGCUGGCUCGGGCAAAACAAAGCCACCCAUGACUCCAAUUCCUGUCGGCACCACAUCCAUGGCGGAGGCUCCCUCCAUGUUCUCUACAAGCAUGGCUGCCCCAUGGGAAAGAGGGUCCCUUGGGUUGGUCACCCUUCCCCCUGAACCUGCCGUCACCACACAUGAAUUUGAUGUGGACGACUUCAUCAGUGAGAGCCACAGCCAAGUAGAGUCCGUUCCUCGGGGUGACACGCUGUACCCGGAGAUUCUGCCUCCACUGCCCACAAUGAGGAGUGCGCCACCCUAUCUGGACAUUGCCACAGAGGAAGUCAGGGUGAAGUCAACAACGGCUUCCCCUAGAGCACGGGAGGACCAGGAGGGCUCGGCAGUGGAGCGUCCCGUGGAUGCCAGCGGGUUCAGCCCAGAAACACCUGUAGACGAAACUCCUGCCCCUACGGCAGCUACGCAGACUGUUGCCAGGCCAACAGCCGGGGACAGAGCAGGAAAGACCACAGAAGAAGAAGGAAGCUCAGGGAGUCCUGACUCAGAGCCAAAAUCAGAAGAAAAGGAAACGAAGAAAGAGCUGUCUUCCUCGCACCAUGACUUGAGGAAACCGGCGAUUGUUUACAAGGAAGAUAAGGAGGGCUCUGCAGACAGUGACGUGUCUAAAGACACCACCGAGGUAGUCAUCAUUGAGGAGUCUACCACGAGGGUGCCCGGGCUGCGUGAGGAGGCCUCCAGGGAUAAGGACACCAAGGCUGAGGUUGAUGCAGAGUACCUUACACCAUCCACAGUGUCUCACACCAUGGACAAGCCAUUGGACACCCAGGACGUGGCCAUCCCCACAAAGCUUCCAUUCCAUAUUCUUUUUGUCAACGCGGAAGAAACAAAUCAAUCAGUCGAUCCCAUUUUGCGGUUCUUAGGAGAGGGAGCCCGCAUUGAUUCUCCAGACCAACCACACCCAGCAAUUGUUGGUGAACUCCCGUUGGGUAGUGGGGACAAUGAUCUCUAUCCUUCUCCUUUGGCCACCAUUGUCCCAACCCUGAGCUUUAUUAAUGGGAAACAUGAGUUGACUCUGGAACCAGAUCACCUAGGGGUUCAAGAAGCCAGAGGAGAUCAAUUUGAGAGUGUGUCUCCCUCUGAGAAUGAGGUACCCCAGUAUGAAGGACCUGGAGACUUCUCACAGGAAACAACAACCUCAUUUGACUACUCCGUCGUUGAAGCUGGUGUUUUACCUGAGGAAGAAGUCUCAAGGGACUCCAUGUCAGCAAAGCUCAAACCCUUGUUCUCAACCACCUUUCAGCCCUAUGACAGCGACUCUAUAGGAGCAGAUAAGUUUGUUGAGUCGACUCCUCCCCAGCGUCCCCGUCCCUCCUCACCUGAAUCAUCAGGUGAGGAGCCUAAAAUAAAGGCAACUACAUCAACCCAUGCUCCCGCAACAGUUGGACCGAGCACACCAAUAGGUGCGACACCGGGAAAAGAUUCCUCUCUGGCAGAAAAGGAUAGUCCCAAAGAGUUAUCCCCAGAUGGCCCAACACACAGAACCCCCUUGGAUGAAGAUAUGGAAGGAUCUACUGGUCCAGAAGGCUUAGGGCCUGAAGGUUCAGUUGUGCCCACAACUGAAUCUUUCAGCCAAAUGUCGGUGGCAACAGAUGAGGCGGAAAUAGCAGAGCGAGGGAAAGACUCAGAGGGUGUGAGUAUAGAUUUUACCACAAAAUCCCCUUUGAAACUUGUCUCCGUUAGUACUAGUGUUCUUACUGCAGACACCAGUCCGCAACCAGAAACUUCAGGUGACUUUGAAGGGUCGACUUCAGCCGAAGAGGAAGGCUCCACAUCAGAACCGUUUCCACCAACCUCUGUUGACGAAGCCUCUAAGGAUGAUGUGCGGAAAGCUGUGUCACCUCUGGAAGUCCCAAGCACUGUUGAGAAUGGUAUUGAUUUUACAGAAGGGGAGGAGACUUCAGGUGAUCAAACUGCUGAGAAGCUUCCCAAGGAGGCUUCAGUGACAAAAUCACCUGUUUUGCUAGACACAAAGGUGGAAUCCACUGCACCUUCAGUACAGUUGAAGAUUGAUGGUACCACUCAAGAAACACUGGGCACAGAGGAGAGUUCAGGAGACAUAAUUGAUACUAAAAUGUCCCAGCCAUCAAUUCCUGUUGUGAUACCAACUCCAACAAGCAGCUAUGUUAAAUCUGGUUUAGAAGAAAAGUUAGACGAGGAAAAGCAAGAUGAGGAAAAGCCUGUCAUCGACGUUGAUACCUCUUCAGUGGUUGAGUCUUCCCCGUCGCCUUUUCCAAUCCUAACCGAGGAAGCAGUGGGCAUGGCUGUUGUGACCAUCACCCCAAAAACCCCGUCUGAAAAGACCCAGGACACAGAGGGAUCCAGUGAAGACUUAACUCCUGACUCCAAGCAAGUUGUGUCAAAAUCUACCACAGCCCAACCAACAACUACUUCUAGCUCUGUGUCGUCAGAGGAAUUUUCUGGAGACAGCGUCAAGGCUUUGACUGCUGCCCAGCCUGAAGUGGUAGUUUAUGUAGGGACCACUAUCAUCCCAAAGCCUGCAACAACACCUAAAGAGUCUUUCCAGCAAGUGAUGUCAGAGGUCACUUCAACACAUCUUCCAUUUGCUGAUAAGGUCCUUGAGGAAACUGGGCCUACACCCACAAAGCCUGAAUCAAAAUCAGACUCCAGUUCUCAGGAGCAGGAACCUCAGCCAUCUCCAGGCACAGAAGUAGUCAAAUUGCAGUCUUCCAGCUCUGAAAGCUCCUCAGGGGAAGAGGAGGAGGGAAAAGAGAAAUCCCUAUUAGAGGCUACUACCUCCAGCACCACAGUGGCAUCUACCACAGCUUCGGAGGAAUAUGUAGUAGACUAUGAUAGCGUUGCAGGCCCUCCACUGCUUGAGGCUGGGCCUCCUCAUGGAAUGGAAACCACCGUGGAACCUGAGACAGGAACAGACCUUGGAUACACCAUUGAGGGUCAGACUGUUGACAUCCCAGGUGUUCAUUCUUGCACUGAGAACGUGUGCCUGAAUGGAGGUUCUUGCUAUAAGAGGGGAGAAUCCUAUAUCUGUGCAUGUGCCCCUGGCUACAGCGGGGUGCACUGUGAAACAGAUAUUGACGAGUGCCAGUCCAACCCCUGUCGAAAUGGCGCCACCUGCAUAGAUGGAAUAAACUCUUUCUCAUGUAUCUGCCUUCCAAGCUAUGCAGGAGCACUCUGUGAACAUGACACAGAGACCUGUGACUAUGGGUGGCACAAGUUCCAGGGUCACUGCUACAAGUACCUCACCCACCGCCGGACGUGGGACGCCGCAGAGAGGGAGUGUCGCCUGCAGGGGGCGCACCUGGCCAGCGUUCUUUCGCAUGAGGAGCAGCUCUUUGUCAACCGCUUGGGACAUGACUACCAGUGGAUUGGUCUGAAUGACAAGAUGUUUGAGAAUGAUUUCCGCUGGACAGAUGGUCGUCCCAUGCAAUAUGAGAACUGGAGACCCAGCCAGCCGGACAGCUUCUUCUCCACAGGCGAGGACUGUGUGGUGAUGAUCUGGCAUGAGGGCGGGCAAUGGAAUGAUGUGCCCUGUAACUACCACCUGACCUUCACCUGCAAGAAGGGCACAGUUGCUUGCGGUCAGCCUCCGGUCGUGCAGAAUGCCCGUAUCUUCGGAAACAUGAGGCCUCGUUAUGAGAUCAACUCUCUGGUGCGUUACCACUGCAAGGACGGCUUCAUCCAGAGACACGUGCCCACCAUCCGCUGCCGUGGUGACGGCCAGUGGGACCAGCCCAAAAUCACCUGCAUUAGCCCUUCCACCUACCAAAGGACAUAUGCACAGAAAUCUCAAAACAACAACUACAACAACACCAAGAGGAGAUUUGACGAGUCAGCCCGACAUGUCCACCGCUGGGCCCUUAGACAAGAAAAACAUGACCACUGAUCCCUUCGAGUAUCCCACGGCACAAGCGUGGAAUAUGCUUUUUUGUGACAGACAGCUGAAAAAUAACAAGCAAUAUCAGGUGCCUUUCGAAUGUUUCACAACAAUUUCCGCCAUUUUGUUUUUCUUAAAGAGACUUAUCUAAGGACAACCAAAGGGACUCGGUCAGCUGGCCCUGAAAAAUCUGUGUCUGUCUGCCAUUGGUUGACUGCUGGAUAAUUUUUAUGUACUUUUAUUUUCCUCCUCUUUGUUUUUAACAGGAAUUACUUAUGAUCUCAUGUCUCCUAUCUAUGACUCCUAUUCAUGUUGGAGCUGAUCAUUUCAAACCUACAUUGUGAAACAAAAUGCCCGGACAGUUAUUGAAGGGGAAAAGAGUCAAGGCAAUAGCAACAUACUGUAUGUAAAUAGGCAACAGUGCAAGGCUCAAAUAAUUUAAAUAAUCAGUACAUCGCAUUAAAACAAUUUAAAACUGUUAAGACUUUCUCCUUCAGAGAGUCUGAUUACAGCUCCAUAAGGGGCUCAAACGUCCAGAGCUAGACAAGCAUAGAAUUUACAACAAAAACAAAUAAUGUGACAGCUGCAAAGCAAGGUUUUAUCUAAAAUAUCAAAUGUCAGUGUCAGAUGUACAAAUAAAACACAGAUCAUGCACAAGCUUCUGUGAUGUGACAUUUUAAGUUUUCAAACAAGGGUCACGCUUCCUGCAGAAAUCCGCAGAUUAUAUACUGUGUAGGGAAAACUGUGAUCUGUACUGACUAUGCAAAAGAGCAAGCCAAGAGGACUGCAUAUCUGCCCCAAUCAGAUUUCAAAUUUCUGGCGCACAAGAUAUGGGAGGGGCUUUUUUGAACUGCAUUAUGAACCACACAUACAAAAUAUAAGUAAAUAUAGGAAUCUACAUUUUAAAUUGUUUUCUUAUAGAAUUUAUAAUAAGUUAAUAAUUGGGUUCAUGUUUGUGUAUAUAACCAUUUUAAUAUGUUUGUUUCAUGUGUGGUAUGAUAAAAAAAAAAGCUGCCAGAAAACUUUGUUUGAAUGUUAGUGCCUGACUGUUGCUUCCAGGGAACUUCCUACUAUGACGUUAGCAAUUAAAGUGAAACCAUAGAGAUUCAGCUUAUUGGAUAUUCUACACAAGGGUAAGGGGAAUUUUUUAUAAAGAUAAUAUAAAUUUUUAUUAACAUCCAC
This is a messenger RNA of Anguilla anguilla (European eel), 8361 nucleotides long. RefSeq names its product versican b (gene vcanb). Gene Ontology annotation, biological process: cell adhesion. The transcript has 17 exons. Gene Ontology annotation, molecular function: hyaluronic acid binding; calcium ion binding. The coding region runs from base 2155 to 7188 and encodes 1677 amino acids. The record is from RefSeq and is a predicted model, not a curated record. NCBI's taxonomy places the organism in Eukaryota, Metazoa, Chordata, Actinopteri, Anguilliformes, Anguillidae.